CGCAGGGAUCCCCUCGCCAGCCAAUCGCGUCCGAGCCGCGGGACCGCCAGGAACAAAGAUGGCCGGAGCGGCCUCGGCGCGGGCAGACUAAUCGGAACGCCAGGCACCCGGCGGGACCGCGAAGGCAGAGAGAGGGAGAGUGGCAGCCGCGCAGUCGGGAGCAUGGAGGAGGGCGGCGGCGGCGACAGCAGCAGCGGCGGGAGUGGCGGGGCGCAGCAGAGAGAGCUGGAACGCAUGGCUGAAGUCCUAGUCACCGGGGAGCAGCUCCGGCUGAGGCUCCAUGAAGAAAAGGUCAUUAAAGAUAGACGGCAUCAUCUCAAGACCUACCCAAACUGCUUUGUUGCCAAAGAACUGAUUGACUGGUUGAUUGAACACAAGGAAGCCUCUGACCGAGAGACGGCAAUAAAACUCAUGCAGAAAUUAGCCGACCGGGGCAUCAUUCAUCACGUGUGUGACGAGCACAAGGAAUUCAAGGACGUCAAACUCUUCUACCGCUUUAGAAAGGACGACGGCACCUUCCCACUGGACAACGAGGUGAAGGCCUUCAUGCGAGGACAGAGGCUGUAUGAAAAACUGAUGAGCCCUGAAACUGCGCUCCUACAGCCCAGGGAAGAGGAAGGGGUGAAGUAUGAGCGAACCUUCAUGGCAUCUGAAUUCCUGGACUGGUUGGUUCAGGAAGGUGAGGCUACAACCAGGAAGGAGGGAGAGCAGCUUUGCCACCGACUUAUGGAGCAUGGCAUUAUACAGCAUGUGUCCAACAAGCACCCGUUUGUGGACAGCAACCUCCUCUACCAGUUCAGAAUGAACUUCCGCCGGAGGCGAAGACUGAUGGAGCUGCUCAAUGAAAAGUCUCCGUCCUCCCAGGAGACACACGACAGCCCCUUCUGCCUGCGGAAGCAGGGCCAUGACAAUCGGAAAUCCACCAGCUUUAUGUCAGUCAGUCCCAGUAAAGAGAUCAAGAUCGUAUCUGCCGUGCGGAGAAGCAGCAUGAGCAGCUGUGGCAGCAGCGGCUACUUCAGCAGCAGCCCGACGCUCAGCAGCAGUCCCCCUGUCCUCUGCAACCCCAAAUCCGUGCUGAAGAGGCCUGUCACCUCUGAGGAACUCUUGACUCCUGGGGCUCCGUACGCAAGGAAGACAUUCACGAUUGUUGGUGAUGCAGUUGGCUGGGGCUUUGUGGUUCGAGGAAGUAAGCCAUGCCACAUCCAGGCUGUAGACCCCAGUGGACCUGCAGCUGCAGCAGGGAUGAAGGUCUGCCAGUUCGUCGUCUCUGUCAAUGGGCUCAACGUGCUGAAUGUAGACUACCGCACCGUGAGCAACCUGAUUCUCACAGGCCCAAGGACAAUCGUCAUGGAAGUCAUGGAGGAGUUGGACUGCUGAGCAAGGACACCUCGCCGCUGAUGCCCCGUCCCAGAACAACACGACAAAUGACAUGGCAACGAUGGGCAGACAAAUGGAUAAUUGGGACAUGCGGAUCUUUUCUCUGUCCAUACGCACCUUGACUUAUAUGCAGUGUUUGAAUGUGGAAGAACCGGGUCAUACAUUUAAAAAAAAAACAUAGCAGGGGUGUGGUGGCUCAAAAGUCUAUAAUCCCAGCACUCAGGAGGUCAAGGCAGGAUCAGGGCUGCAAGUGCAAGGGUAGCCUCAGCUCACAGUGUGAGUGCCUGUCUCCAAAACCAUGUGCUUGUGCCAACGUAGGUGGCAACCGGGAAACUGUUUCCCUGUGGCGUAGAAUUCCCUUACUGGAGCCCAGUCCACAGUCCCCAAUCAUGGGUUUUCACGUUUGCAGAAAGUUGUUAGAAAGCUAAAAUAGCAACGUGGGGGAAAUGUCUUUUCUAGGAGUUCUUAGGAUAGUUAUUACAUAGUUUACAUCACUUCCGUUGUGCUUUGAUGGCGGGAGUAAUGAAAUGGCACCAGCGGUCCUGGAUACUGAGGCAGGAGGAUCACUUGAAUUCUGGUGGAUGAGCCACAUAAUGAGACCCCACAUUAACAAAAAUGGUUUUCAGCAAAAUUAGCCUGAAGCUAUUCAGUAAGCCUAGAUUCCACCAGCUUAAAAUGAAAACGGGGCACCUAGGAAUGUAACCCGCUAACAAGAAUGUGCAAGAAGGUUCUUAAGUGUUCAGCUACUUAAAAACCAUUAUCACAAAGUAACUUUUUCCUCUCUGUUUAGAUUUUCUUUCUUUCUUUUAAGGCGGGGCCUCGCCCGGUAACCCCUCGCUACUGACUUUUCCUUAAUUUCUGCCUUGAUCACCAAUUUCAGCUUAACCUUUUUUGGUUAUGGCACGAGGUGAAAAAGAAAACAAAACUCUGUGUCAUGGGAGGUGGAAAUGGACAAGGAGACAAUGCCCACAACUGCCUGACCCUCUUUUCCUCGCUGGCCUGAGUGCUUUCGUCCCGUGAAUCGGCUCCCGCAGCCUUCUGGAGUUCGUUCGAAAUAUUCUGGGUGUGAAAGCAAAGAGGUCUGUCCGUACCCAAGGAACACUCAAAGUCAGACCUCUGACAAGAUUGCACUCCGCGAGCAGCAACCUUUAAGGGACUUGGCUUCAUGGCAACCAACUUGACACUCAAAAUGACUUCUCAGCCCGGAUCUUUACAAGUCUCCUAAUGUCACAGGACGCUCUGCUCAGUUAGGAGUCCGAUUGCCAUUCCAGUCUGCAUCUUGCGUGAGAAUUCUUCACCUCACUUGUGCAUGUUUCUUUGAUCUAGAAAAGACUUCCUUUGAACCAGGUGUGGCAGCACAGGCCUGUAAUCCCAGCACCCAGGAAGUGUUCAAAAUGAGCCUGAGAUAUAGGAGACCCUAUCUCAAAAAUCCAGGAGAUUCCUCAGAGUACCAAAUGAGACAGUCCUUUUAUGUAGUAUAUUUUGAACCGAGAGCCUACUUUCUUAUGCAUUAACAAAGUAAUUGUUAUACCUCAGUAAUUUCUUAGUGGGAGGUGAUUGUCAUGCAUUGGUACCUGGUGGAAUGAAUUUUGUUAGUGCAUACAUACAUACAUACAUACAUACAUACAUACAUACAUACAUACAUUUUUCUAGCUCUAGUAAGAAAAUAGGAUUUUGAAGUGAUAUAGGAUAGUUCACAUUGGCCAGAGAGGUCAAUACCAUCAUCACCCGUUCUAUAAAUGCAGAAACCCACUCACAGCACAGAUUGGUUCAUCAUACGCUCAAAACAGCCCAGCAACUAAGUAGGGAACCUUACCACAUGGCUUUAAUUUAUGCUUGUUGUGAGUCAGUGCCAAACUGAUGAUCCCCCACUUCCUAAGUGGGGUUACAGGUGCACGGCACCACAUUCGGAUAGGAUAACCCUUACAGAUGAGACAGACGAAAGAAAAAGGGAUGGCUGUGGGCACUACGGUCUUCUCUGAAUGCCCUUUGCCUUGACCCUAGAUCCUAGAAUUUCCCUGUACUACACACACCCCCUCAUUCUGUCCAUCAGGGAGGGAGUGAAGAAGAGUUCGGUGUCUUCUUAUUUGGUUCCUCUCACCCCCAGUUUAAAGGUCAAAUGCCAGAGGACUUUGUUUUAAAGAUGGGUCUUGCUAUGUAGCACAGGCUGUCCCCAAACUCCCACUAAUCCUCCUGCCUCAGCAAAUAUCUUUGGACCAUGAGUUGUUAAGGCCUUUCUCUCUCUCUCUUUCUCUCUUCUCUCUCUCUCUCUCUCUCUCUCUCUCUCUCUCUCUCUCUCUCUCUCUCUCUCUCUACACACACACACACACACACACACACACACACACACACGGACUCACCCAAGAACACACACCACACAUAGCCUCAUAUAAUAAUUAGUGAAUAUGAAUACUCCAAUGACCCUAGGACCUUGUCUUACUCAUUCAAUGCUCAUUCAAUGUUUAUGAACAUGUUAUCUAAUUUUUAGAAUGUUACUUCUCCCUCUUUGCCCAGGAAAAUUAUUCUCAUUAGCUCCUUUGGGUGUCAUCUCCUUAGAGAAAUCUUUGCCAGGUCCCCCAAAAAUGUUCCUUCCCUAAGGUCUCCAAACCCCACAGAUCCGUAAAUCGCAUCUCAGCCCCUGUUAGAGCAAAGUGACGUUUACAGUGUCAUUGCCACCUCUCAGCCUUGGGAUGGAAGCGGAGGAUCAGGAGUCCAGUACAGCCUUGGUAAGAGAGCAAGUCUGAGGCCAAGCUGGAGAUGCAGGAGAUGCUGUCCUAGAUGCAUUUAGAAAGGUGUUGGGACCGAGUGAAAGAACCACAAGUACCUGGGAUUUGCCCCUGAUGGAACUGUGGGCCCAGUCCUCUCUCUUCAUGAGAUUAGUGAGCAGUGUGUCUCCACCGUUUGCCCUCACACAAUGUACUAACUCAUCAGAGGCCCCAGGGAGGUCAAUCAGUCAUGGACUAAAACCUCAAAACCUGUGAGCCAAAACGGCCCUUCUCUUUAUCGGUUGAUUAUCACAGGUACCUUGUUAUAGAGACAGAUAUCUGCCUAACACAGAUUGUUUCAUGUGUCUGUCUGCAAGUCACCUUUGCCCUGAGUUGAAUUGCCAAAGUUCCAGGUCAUGUAACCCCAAAUAAUCUAGAACCUGCAACUGAUUCUCUCCUUUAGCUUAGAAAUUGGAAACUUUGAAACCACAAAAUGGUUCACAUCAUUUGUGAACCAAAGCAAUUCAUAAAAGCAGCUCUAGGUUGGAGAGAGAGUGCAGUGCUUAAGAGCACAGGCUGUUCUUCCAGAGGACCCAAGUUCGAUUCCCAGCACUAUAUAAUGGCUCGCAUCUGGCUGCCACUCUAGUUCCAGGGGAUCCAAUAUAUUUUUCUUACCUCCGUGGGCACCAGCUACAUACAUGCGUGCAUACAAAACAUCCAUAUACGUACAAUUAAGAUAAAUAAGCUUUAAAAGUAAAUUUAAAAAAUAAAACUAGCCCAGAAUCCAGGAGUAGGGAAAUAGACACCAUCUUUUAUGAGAAGACUUGCAUGGAAUUUGUGACCAUUUCUAAUUCUCUAAAAGUAGAUGGGAGGAAGGAGCCACUGUUAGUUGAGUGUAGUUAUUGAAAGCUUUAAACUCUCUGGACUCAAAUUCUUACCCAGCCAUUGGGUGGGAGUGUCAAUGAAGUCUGAUUUCUAGUGACACUUUGAGAGUCUGUAGAUCUUAAAAUGCCAGUGCUGCCAUGGCUGUGUAGAACACAGUUUAACCAUUUCAUUUCACUUACAAAUGAGGCAUAGACCAAUCUUGUGCUAUCCCCAAGCUCAUGAAGCUUGUCGGGUAGGAGCUUGAGUGGGAUACUUUCUGAGUCUCCUGUCACUCAGCCCUGUUACAGUAGAGCCUUCUGCAGCUGAAACAGCCCUAUGACAUGAUGUACUCAGAAAAUGAAAGUGGAGCCAGGUGUCUGGGAAGGGAAGGAAAUGCCAUCUUUUAUUGUUGUUUGUUUCAAAUACAAGGGUCUUAUUCUGAAUGUAGCCCACGUUGGCUGGGAACUUACUGUAUUGCACACAUAGGCUAGUCUCAAGUUCAUAGCAAUUCCCCUGCUUCAGCCUUCUGAGGACUAGAAUUACAGGCCUGAGCUACCAUGCUUGCUUUAAAUGAGUUUAGUCUUCAUGCGUAUUUGUAUGUCUGUGAUGUUCAAAGAGGAAAUGACAUUUACUGCCUGAGAUGACAUUUACCUGCACACCUUGGACACAUACUUCUUGUUCCCUUACAAAUAAUUUUCAGAAGCCGGGCGCACACCUUUAAUCCCAGCACUUGAGAGGCAGAGGCGGGUGGAUCUCUGUGAGUUCCAGGCCAGCCUGGUCUAACAAAGCUAUACAGAGAACCCUGUCUCAAAAAACAAGAGAGAGAGAAAUACUUUCAAAGCCAGGCAUGAUGGCUCACACCUAUAAUCCCAGAAUGUUGGGAAGCUGAAACAGGGUGUUGCCAUGAGCUUAAGGCCAGCCUGGGCUAUAGAGACUUUCUCUCAAAAACAAAAGUAGGCAAAAAAAAAAUUCUUAAGACUUUUUUUCAGAUGUUUGUGUGCCAUAUUUUAUGUUUUGAGACAAAAAGGAAGAUGGUUUUCCUUUCUAUAUUAGUAUUGUAUGUGUAAAUUCUAAGAUCAUCUUUUGUUGAACUGAAAACUGCCAUUGUCCUUGGUUUCUGCCUUCUGGGAUUUAAUUACGGCUAGGCAUGGUGGCCCACAGCAAGGAGAAGACUCGCUGGAGAAUGGAGUUUGAGGCCACCCUGAGCCACACACAGAGACCCUAUCUAAGGAAUAAUUUUUUUAGGCUUAGUAUCUCACACCUCUGAUGCCACCACUGCAGAAGCAGGAAGAGCACCACGUCUAAGGCAAACCUCGGCUGCGUGUAAUACCCAAAUGACAUAAUAAUUAAGGAGACUAGUUGAGAAAUGGUAGGUAACAUGAGUCAGACGAGUCACCUUUGCCUAAAUGGGGUGUGACUGACUUCCCGACGUCAUGUGACAGGUGGCUUCUUUGGAGGGACAAACACUAAGAUUAGGAGUAUUGCUGCUUUCCAUUCAAAUGGUAGGUAGUCUUGAGUUUCCAAAUCAUGCCUCAAAUGCAUUGUGGAGACAUCAACUUCCGAGGCCUAUUUUAUAAUGUUGGUACUGACUCUUCUCUAUCAGCUGCUAAGAAUUAAUCCUGUUUUUCUUUGACUAUAUAUAAUCAGAAUAACUCCAGAGCACUCUGGUGUUGCUGGCUGGUGGAAACUGAUUGUUGACAUUAAUCAUGAUUUCCCGUCACUUCACGUGUGACGUACAUUUCUUCAGUUGCAGUACCACCAGGACGAAAGAGCUGUGUGCCAAAAAUGAAGUUCACCAUCAAAGAUCAUAUAUGGUAUUGUUAAAUGAGUUUUUUUUAAAAAGUACUUAAUAUAUAGCUUUAUUUUAAAAUUUGGUGAGAGUGAUUUGCUAUCUUUAUUAAAUCUAUACUGUAAAUCUUAAGAUGACUGUAUGAAAAUACAAAGGCAUAGCAUGAAAUAAAUGUUACAUUUAAAAAACGA
Messenger RNA from Mesocricetus auratus (golden hamster), 6926 nucleotides. It is a transcript of the gene Deptor, whose product is annotated as DEP domain containing MTOR interacting protein. Gene Ontology annotation, biological process: intracellular signal transduction; negative regulation of TOR signaling. NCBI's taxonomy places the organism in Eukaryota, Metazoa, Chordata, Mammalia, Rodentia, Cricetidae. The coding region runs from base 163 to 1377 and encodes 404 amino acids. Gene Ontology annotation, molecular function: protein binding. The record is from RefSeq and is a predicted model, not a curated record. The transcript is spliced from 9 exons.